Messenger RNA from Lodderomyces beijingensis, 2532 nucleotides. Lineage: Eukaryota; Fungi; Ascomycota; Pichiomycetes; Serinales; Debaryomycetaceae. The record is from the annotation of a GenBank genome assembly.
AUGAGACGAUCUAGAGGGGUGUUGCUAUUCUUCAGCAUACUAGUGCUACAUUUGGUGGUUCUAACAUUCAUCAAAGCGUCAUCCGUUAAACACUAUAUUAUAGACAAGGUGCCGUUACCAACAAAGCUAAGGAACUAUAUACUUUCGGCACCACGAUCCACUGCACAUCGCGAGGCUCGAGAUUUUGACCUCGCGUUAAACAAGAUCAUACAGGAAAAACUAAACCCCUCCGAUCCAGAAAAUGUCAGAUUGAGAAAACAAGCAGAGCAAGUGCAAAAAGUGCUAGAUGAAACUCGCUUCGAGGCAGAUACUGAUGCCUUUACUAUAACGAUUCCACCAGCGGAGGAAUUACCAGAGAUACACCAAUACGACCCAAGAUUCACCUUUGGACUAAUACUUCAAUACAUCAACAGAAACCAUGACUGGGAGAACAGCGAGGAGGGAGAGUUGGAGAUACCGCUGUUCCACUGGUCGGAUUAUACCGACAUGACAGUACUCGAUGAGUAUUUUCUCAAAACAAAAAAGACAAGCUGCAAAAAAUUCGACGUGACGAGGCGGAACCCACAGGUCAAUAGGCAGCAUGAUUUAUUCCAGACAUCUACAUACUGCUUGCAAGAUGACCAGUUGGACGCUAUAUUGGCGAAACCCGACAAUCAUGAUGCUUCAUUUGUAUCCCGAGUUCAAGAAUUAAAAGAUAACCAAGCCGAGGGACGCGGUCUAACGACAGGGUUUCACAUAUUUAGCUUUUCGGGCAGACACAAGAAGAGCUUGCGUCCCGUGAUUGCCAAGUCAUACCUCAACGAUUUCAUGAGGUCGCCAUUGUCGAUGACUUUCUUGUUGCCAGGGGACAAGUCCUUCCAAGUAAAUGUUAAUCAAGAAGAACGCACAAAGUUGCAAGACUCGCCCAUUUUCCAAGCAGGGGAUGUUAAUGUCAGGAACGAGAUUGAACAACUUUGCAACAAAUUGGAAUCUGAUUUCACAGUUUUGGACUUUGAAAAAAAAUUGAAUGCCAGCCAAUUCGUAGACCCCACGGAAGCCAUCAUCAAUGAACUUGAGCCGCAGGAAAACUUGAACCAAACCGACAUCAACUAUUACAACUCGCUUCUAGUCUCGGAGGAUGUUGACGAUCCACCCAAAUAUUUCCGAGAGGCCAACCUCAUCAAGAAUGAGCCAAAUUUCGGCGCGGGUGGCCAUUACGAUUGGAGAUUCAUGAACGGCAUUGUUAAUGGAACACCCAAGCUCGGCAUCUCAAUCCAUGGCCUUGUGCGCGCGUUCCUCAAAUUGACAAACCAACACAAUUUGAGCGCGUGGGUUGCUCACGGCUCGCUUUUGGCAUGGUACUGGAACGGCUUGCAGUUCCCUUGGGACGGCGAUGUCGACGUGCAAAUGCCCAUUGAGGACUUGCACCGACUUUCUCGUUUGUUUAACCAAACCAUGGUGGUUGAUUUUGGCAGCUCGUUGGACAAGGAAAUCAGAUACGGCAGGUAUUUCUUGGACCUGUCUACUUUCAUCUCGCAAAGAAGCAAAGGCAACGGCAGAAACAACAUUGAUGCGCGAUUUGUUGACUUGGACACGGGGUUAUAUGUUGACAUCACCGGCUUGGCCUUGAGUGAAAGUACAGCACCUGCAAGAUAUAAUGCACUUCUCAAAGGUACACGCUUGGACCGCGACUCGAAAGACGAAUCUAUUGCUGAGAUUGAUCGCAACACAAUGUUGGAAGUUUACAAUUGCCGAAACAACCAUUUCAGCCGAUUGCAAGAACUAUCUCCGCUCAAGUUGAGCAUCGUUGAGGGCGACUAUGGCUAUAUCCCAUUUGCAUUUGAGAAUAUGCUUGCCACGGAGUAUGGCGAGAAGUCGAUGAGCCAAAUGAGCUAUAGAGGCCACGUGUAUCUCCAGAGAUUGAGGCUAUGGGUGCUCCGAGGCUCCAUUGUCCAUUUCGUGCUCAAGGGCAACAAGGAAGCCAUUGCUAACGCUGAGGAGAAAAAGCUUCCAGUAGCAGUUGACAUGUCAGAUCAAGAGUACACAAGGUUUCUCCUUCAAAGACCAGGCACGUUCAAAGACUACCUUUUAACCCACGAUGCCACCGAGUUCCACCAGGAGGAACUUUACCGCUUGUUCCAGAAUAAGCCGCAAAGACCGUUAUUUUUCAACGAGGAUGGCUCAAUGGACCACAGCAGGAGGCGGGCUUUGAAGCGUGGCUUUUUCGAUUUCGUCACCAAGGAGCAAAACUAUGAGUACGAUGUUGAGCUUGAAUGGUAUGAGAGUGAAUUGGAGAAAUACGAUAAGCAAGUGGCACUGAUUAAAGAAGCGAUGGCCAUGAAGGAGAAUUCGUCGCAGGAGAUUGAAAGUACUGAGAAUCUAGCUGAGAAUGCAGCUGAGAAUUCAAAACCAAAGGAUGAUGGUAGUCGGAGCCAAAAGGACAAGCCAGAUGCCGGCCCGCCCAAGAAGGCAGAUGCCAACUCGCCCAAAAACCAGAAGCCAAAUAUAGUCGCCAAAUCGAUACCCCUGGAAGUUCCUCCGCCGCGAACCUAG